AGCAGAAAGAGAUCUUUCAGUCUUUCCCAUGGAUUGUAAAUAUGUUUGAUUUAAGCCCAUACCAUUUCUAUAAAGUCAUUGAGAUUAUCAUACGAGCUGAAGAAGGCCUAUCACGAGAUGUUGUAAAACAUUUAAAUCAUAUUGAAGAAACGAUUCUCGAAUCGCUGGCAUGGAGGAGUGAGUCUCCGUUAUGGGAUGCCAUCAGAGAACAAGAAUCAGGAGUACCUACUUGUGAAGAAGUGACGCCAGCUAAUCAUGUAGAUCUAGGAAACUCGUCCAACAAUUCACCUCUUCUACAUCCACGUAUUAAAACACUUACUGUUGAAGCUGGUAAACAAACAUUAUCGCCCGUCAGAGUUAUCAAAACUUCAGAUCCAUUAUUGUCCCCUACAGGCCCCACGAUAUCCGAUCGUUUCAGCUCUCCACAGCCUGGAACUGCCAGACGACAACUGUUUACGGCUAAAUCAGAAUCGACCACACAGACUCCUACACAGACAAUACUUCAAAAACAACUGGCUGCUGGAGCGUCGGAAACAGUGGUUAUCCCUCAACAAGGAGAAUCAAUGAUCGCUGUCAUAGUGGACGGACGACAGGUUUUGAUACCACUUCAGUCCAUUAUACAAGCUCGAGUCAUGUCCACACCAGAAAAGUCACCAGCUAAACAUUUUAAACCAAAGAAAACUGGUUCACUAGCUUUAUUCUUCAGAAAGGUAACUGGUAAACCAGUAACUUUCCAGAAUAUCAUGAAGUGCUAUCGAUAUCAACCUCAAUCACAUAGUCAUAUUUAUAGAAGUGUGUUAUUAAGUGGACGAAGACGUCAUACGUCUGGAUCCAGUGAAGGAAGUAAAAGUGCUGCAAGUGGGACGUCCUCGCCCGUUAAUACAGAAAAAGAGGAUAAAAAGAGAGAUGUUGGUAAUAUUAGAUCUUCAAGUACCCUUCCAAUCCCUCAACCUAACAGUCAGCCCCCAACUCCAACUAAAUUAAUUGGGGCUGCUGCUACGUUUGAUUUUGGUGAAGAACGAGGAGAUCUUAUACAAUUUUAUAAUAUGGUUUUUGUAGACAAAUUACGAGAGUUUGCUUUACAGUUUUCACAGACUCAGAGUAACAAACAGCCCUGCUUAUCUCCCCUACCAUCAGUUCGUUCCCACAUCGUAUCACCUCGUCGUGUUACAACAAGUUGUCCAGUGUACAUAUCCCCUCAUAAAGCUCAGAAUAGAGUCGACUCACCUAAGGGCAUGUCGUUCUGUAUCAAUAAAAGUCCAGCUAAUGACCUCCGUGCCAUUAAUAAUAUGAUAAAAAUGGGAGAAAAGAAAAUAACUGGAAAGAGAUUAUUGGAGGUGGAUCGCGAUGACGAUUCACUCGAUAGUCCGUCGAAACGAAUCUGUCAGGGUAAUUUUCUACGAAGAUUACAAAAUGUCAACAUGGAUCGGAAAGAGGCUAAUGGACUCACAAGUUAGAAUGCUGAUCGAGAUGGACUCGAGAGUUUAUUGACAUCUGAUAUCAACCAGUGGAAUCCUGUGUUACAAAGUUGAUUGUCAUGUGAUAUCAUCCAAUGAACACUUGAGUUAAAAAGAUGAUUGACAUCAGAUGUCAUCCAGGAAACUUGAGAGUUGAUUGACAUUUGAUAUCAUUCAGUGGACUCGCGAGCUCGAAAAGAAAUUUGAUUAACAUUUAUUAUCAUCUAUUGAAAUUGUCCGAUUUAUUCUCUAUACGUGUGUUUGUCAUCUGAUGGACUUUCUUACCAGCGUAAAACAGAUGUUUCGAUGAAUCGACUAGUUUAUUUAUUUUAUAAAGUGUAUUUUAUUUGGAGUCUUUAAGUCCCACCAAUCAAUGAGUCCAGUUAAAUUUGAAGUCGUGGAUGGACUUCCAAAUAUGGUAAUUGUUAAUAUCUCAUGUUUAAAGGAACUCAGAAAAAAAUGAAUGGUUGGUUUUAUUUUAAGUUCCACCAAUCAUUGAAUCUGUUAGUGUUGAAGUCGUGUAUGGACUUCCAAAUAUGGUAAUUGUUUACAUGUAUAUUUCACGGAACUCAGAAAAAAUGAAAUUGCUAGUUUUAUUGAGACUGAACUUGCUAGGUGUAUAGAAUCGUCAAACUGUUUUAUAAGUAUACGUAUGGGCACAAUAAACUAAGGGGUCAUUGAAUUUAAAAAAAUGAACAAUUGUUAUUCUUUAACGUGUUAUUAUAAGCCAGGAAAUGUUUAAAAUCUUUAUUUAACAUAUUACAUGCUAGGAAAUAGGGGUACCUGUCAGACAUAUUGGUCAGGUACGUCCAAAAUCGUUAUUCCUCAGGCCAGUAUUAUCGAUUAGGUAUAUUCCGGAGCUUUAUUCACAAAUACUUCAACUAAAAUAUUUGAGGAAUUCAUUUCUUUCAUUGGUUGAUAUACAUGUGCAGAUAGCCAAAAUUUGUACUAGGAUUUUAUCUCUCAACCAAUGAAAAAGCUUCCUCGUGAAUUACUCCCCAGGUGGUUAAUAUUGGUCAGGUAUAUCAACACCUGUAUUAUUGAACAGGUAUAUCAAUAUUUGGAGUAUUAUUUCAAUUUAAGGUCCUAUAAAAAAAAAUAUUCUCAUAUUCAGAUAAUCUUGCACCAUGAAAAAAUGCAGCAUGAUCUGGGGUUUUUUUUUUUUUGGAAAGAAUUGUCUAAGAACCAGAAUAUUACUUUUGUAUGGAAUAAAUAAAAUCCUGAAUCAAGUAGACCUAUAUGUAGAAAGGACUUACUUGAAUCGAAAAAAGACCAAAAUAUAUUAUUUGUUUGAACUGAGACAAAGAGUGAAAUGAAGAUGAAAAAAUACUAAUUCAAAUGGCAAUAAUUUCAGUCAGGAUGAAUGGAUUUGAGUAUUUUUUUAACAAAACAUUUUUAUAUAUUACAUCAAUUUGUGUUUUGAGUUGAUUUUUAGUAGACUCUUAAUUUUUUUUUUUAUUGUGAUGUACUGCUCCUUUAAUGCCAACAUGAUUGAAACAAUCUUUAGUAACCUGUGUACAUUAUGUUCCAAAUACAUUAGAAGUUGGGUUGGUCUUGUGGUCUAAUUCAUAUUCUUUUAGAUUAUAACAUCGGUCAUGUAACUCGCAUGCGCUGAAGUAACCUUGCUACUGAAAUUCGAAUACAAGUAAAAAGCAAACAAUAGGAAUAACCGCGCCGUCUCCCAUGUACAAAUGGAGUUUAAUGUCCACUCAACACAAACUAGGUCAUUUCAGGUCUAAAAUUGUUCAAUUUUGUUUCAAUUAUUCGUAGUGGGAGGAAUCCGGAGAUGCUGGAUAGGCGACCCUAUGCCUUGUCACGUACAAAUGAGGAAUCUAAACCACAUGAUGACAUCACUUGUCUCAGUGAUAGACCUUAUGAUCUAAAGUGCAAGCCUUAGACCAAUCAACAACUUAACUCCCCUGAUCGUCAUAGUGUAAAGAUUGGAAUUUAAUAAUAGCAUAAUGUACAGUGUAUUUUAGAUCAACUUUUAAAGGGCACUGGUUAGUUUUCUACACCAUAUUUUUUUUACAGAUAUUUUAAACGUGUUCGUAAGUUGAUCGAACCUGUUUACUUUUUUUUUUAUAAUGCAACAAAUGGUCUUAACUGGGCAUUUUCUGUUCUUUUUUUGUAUAUUCUACAAAACAUUUCAUAAAUUUUUAAUAGAUUUUGAAUGCACCCCUUGGCUAGUUAAAAAGGACACAACAUGUUGUAUUUGGGUGAUGUGGUUAGAUUUGAUGUGUGUAUUUUACAAGAUAAAUACCUUUCAACAUGUCUGGGUGUGACCAACACGUUAAAUGCCUGCAUGUCGGCAGUUGUUUGGAUGCAAGUUUCAAUCGAAUGUUUGUAUUUGAUUUGGUAUCGGAGUGGCCAAGACAUCAAACAUGUUAACGUCAUCUGUGGUUUGAAUACAAGUCUCGAUAGAAUGCUUGUAUUUGGAAACAAGUUAGUUUGACUGAGAAAUGCAUAUAUUUAAGUGGCCCCAGCUCCGAUGUUAAAAUGUAACUAUCAACAACAAUCAGAUCCAAUGAAAUGUGAAGAUGGCUAGUGCACUUUUAUUAUUUUGUAUAAGAAUCAUUUUAUUUGCUAGAUUUUUUUAUCGAUUAUCAUAAAUUUUUGUAUUUAUUAUUAGUCUUUUAUGUAUAUUAACCAAGUGGAAUUGUUGUAAGAAAGUGGUUAUAAAUGGUGCAUGCUUGCCGAUUUUGUGUUUACAUAUAUAUUUGAAAAUAGUUUUAUGUUGUCAUGGAAACAUUUUAAGGAGGUGUUAUCACUCUAAGCAAGAAAAUAAAUGUAAUAACACCUUGAAUUCACCAAGUUAUCGAAAAAUCUAAGUACUGGCCUAAUUUUAGUAACACAUAUUUUUUUUUAAAAAGUUUGAUUGAACUCCCUGAAAACCGCAAAAAAGUUUCGACUCGUGACUUAAAACGUUUGUAUUUCUACCAUUUUGUAUGGAUCUUUAUAGUCGAAUCAUGGCAAAGCAAAAUUACCAGCCAGCACUAAUCCCUCUUAUCCACUGAAAGGUUGAAGAAGCUGAAAAUUAUAAACAAUGUUUUUGGACUCCUCUAAUUGUCAAAUUAUCUUUAAGACUCUCCCAAUUAUCAAAGAAAUUCUAGACUCACUGUAUUAUCUGAAAUAUAUUUAGACUCAAAAUCAAUUUAAUAAAAUAUUAUGAAAAAUAUAUUUUGACUCGCCUUUACUCACCCAAUCAUCAAAAACAUUUUUACAUUUCAAAAUAUCUUCAAACUCUCAAAUUAUCACAAAUCAAUAAUAACGGAUGUACUGUUUAAAAAAAAAAUUAAAAUGUCUUAGGAGGGGGAGGUGGGGAUACCAGGAUUGAAUCCCGGACCUCCUGCAUUGUGAACUAGUACCUUAACCACUGAGCCACUGUGGCUAGAAAACGAUGUAAAAUUAAACAAUUUACUGUUAAAUAUGCUACUCUUGUCUGGUUUAUCAGUCUGUAUAAAAUAUGACAUAGUUUAUGUAUAAAGAAAAAGAGCGUGGUUAAACUUAAUGUCCAUCAAAACAAUCAACUAAAGAAAAAAUAACCCUAUGUUAGUCUCAUAAUGACCAUUGUAUUGUGUGGACGAGACGUUUAACCCCACUCCUAUCUUAUCUAUUACACAUAAAAACUAUAAUUUUAGCUGUGUUUCUCAUCUUUUAAGAUUAAAUACUUUGAAAGUCUAAUUUUUUUACCGUGUAGAUUCUUUGAAAGUCUUAAUUUUUUUACAUGUAAAUUGUUUAGUAAUUGAACUGGAAUACACAGAUCACCAUUUAUAGAAUACAAGCAAUGAUUAGAGAAGCUUAGUUGAAACCCCGCUCAGUAACAAACAGUAGUUGUAUUCCAUAGAAUGGUGGCCUGUCCAUGUAAAUUGUCUGACAGUGAAAUUCUCAAGUCGGUCAAAUUUCACUGUCAUUCCGUCAAGACUGGUGAUUAUGUUGGAAUUAAAAGCCCUGAUUGUGACUGUAUCAGAUCCGUAUCCAAUAAAAUCGUAUUAUUCUUGGACAUUCUAAUUCUGAGUCGGCCAAUUUUCAUGAGAGUCAUGCUUACUGUGUGCCAUCCAUAUUGAAUAAAACCAUAAUAUGUAAAUUGUCAGACAGGAAAGUUCUCCGGUCGGUCAGUUUUUACUGUCAUUAUGUCUGGUGAAUGCAACUGAAUUGAGAUCCUUGUGAUUGUAUUAAAUCCAUAUUGAAUAAAAUCAAAUAUAUUGUGUACAUAUCAACAGGGACAUAGACAUGCGUAAAUAGUGUAAACUAAAAAAAAACCUGUAAAAAUAAAAAAAUUAAUAUAAUAAAAACUGAAAAAAGAAUAAUAAAAAUGUAUAAAUGGAGAA
Patella vulgata (common limpet) is the source of this 5785-nucleotide messenger RNA. RefSeq names its product retinoblastoma-like protein 2. Lineage: Eukaryota; Metazoa; Mollusca; Gastropoda; Patellidae. Gene Ontology annotation, biological process: negative regulation of G1/S transition of mitotic cell cycle; regulation of transcription by RNA polymerase II; cell differentiation. Gene Ontology annotation, molecular function: RNA polymerase II transcription regulatory region sequence-specific DNA binding. The coding region runs from base 42 to 1457 and encodes 471 amino acids. The record is from RefSeq and is a predicted model, not a curated record. The transcript is spliced from 12 exons. Gene Ontology annotation, cellular component: nucleus; chromatin; transcription regulator complex.